This is a messenger RNA of Lachancea thermotolerans CBS 6340, 1122 nucleotides long. It is a transcript of the gene ARC40, whose product is annotated as Arc40p. The transcript has a single exon. The coding region runs from base 1 to 1122 and encodes 373 amino acids. Gene Ontology annotation, biological process: Arp2/3 complex-mediated actin nucleation. Gene Ontology annotation, molecular function: actin filament binding. The record is from RefSeq and is a predicted model, not a curated record. Gene Ontology annotation, cellular component: Arp2/3 protein complex; actin cytoskeleton. NCBI's taxonomy places the organism in Eukaryota, Fungi, Ascomycota, Saccharomycetes, Saccharomycetales, Saccharomycetaceae.
AUGUCAAACUCAAUUGUUGCCAACCUCAAGCUUGCGAAGGCGCCCAUUUAUUCCCAUUGCUUCUCGCAAGAUCGGUCUCUUGUUGCAGUAACUCUCAACAGUGACUGCCUUGUCUUCAAACUAACGCCUGGAGGCAAGCCCGCACUAGUGGCGACCUUGCCUGACCAUGACAAGACCGUGACUGCCGUUGACAUCUCGAUCCACGGCCGAAUCGUAACCUGUUCGCAGGACAGAAAUGCGAUUGUUUGGGAGCCAUUGAGCGACGGGACUUACAAGCCCACCUUAGUGCUUCUGCGUAUUAACAGAGCCGCCACUUGCGUGCAGUGGGCUCCUAGCGGCUACAAGUUCGCAGUGGGUUCGUCUGCUCGAAUCAUCGCGGUGUGCUACUACGAGCAGGAAAACGACUGGUGGGUGUCGAAGCACAUCAAAAAGCCCAUCAAGUCAACCAUCAACUGCGUUUCGUGGCACGACAAUGGUAUCAUGCUCGCGUGUGGUGGAACAGACGGUUAUGUUCGCGCGUUCUCGGGGUUCGUGAAGGGGCUGGACUCGCGUGAUCAAGUUGCAAACUCGCCUUGGGCUGAGAAAUUCCCCUUCGGUGCUCUAAUUCGCGAAUGGUACCACGGCGCGUGGAUCCACGACGUGCAAUGGAGAAGCUCCCAGGAGAAGCUUGCCUACGUUGCUCAUGAUGGCUCUUUUAAUGUCGUGGACCCCUCUGACCACGUUUCGACCACAUUUUCUCCUGAGGGCCUUCCGCUCAUGGCGUUGGUGUGGAUAAACGACCAUGAAGCUCUGUGCGGCGGGUUUUCAUGCCAUCCAGUGUUGUUCGGAGAAGGCGCUUCUGGGUGGCAGUUUUCGAAGAACAUCGACAAGGAUAUCGCCCCUAGCACUCCUGCGUCUGCUUCUACCGGAGAUGACGACGACGAAGGAAACGCGCCUUUCGGUAUGUCAGCGCUUAAAAAGUUCAAAGAACUUGAUCUCAAAGGAAAAGUUUCGGCCCAGGUGCAAGAAUCCACCCAUGAAAAUGCUAUUGUCGAGCUCGCGCCCUACUCUGUCACAGCCGGAAAUGUCACUGAGGUCUCCUCCUGUGGCUUGGAUGGCAAAAUUGUUAUCUAUCGUGUUUAA